UGUUCGUCUCGCUUCGUCCUAGUUCCACGUCAGCCGUAGACGUCCUACCGCCUCGUCCUGGUAGGCGUCGCGACGCUUCGCGGCGUGCGCCGACGGUAACGUCGCGUCGACUGGAAUCGCGUGGCGUAGCCAGGCAACGCGCAUAAUAUGACCGGCCGUAAUAGUUUCAAACGAAACGGUUGCCGGAGCGGAUCGGGGGUUUCGAGGGUUUUUCGCGUCGCGACGCGAUCCCUCCGAUUUUUUUACGUCGCUGCGAUCGACGAAGGACGAACGAGACCACGUGACACCAGUGGAUUUCUUUUGAAAAAAUCGUGGGAACGCUCGAAAAAUGAACAAAAUUUCAUUCGAAUCUAUACGCGCCUAAUCAAUCCAUAAGGGUGGAGGCAUGCGACCGCAGCGAGCAUUUCGACCGUGGAAACCCUGGGGGAUUGAAGAUCGAAUAAUUCGAUGCAAAUUCGCUGGGGAGACAUCCAGGAUAUAGAAUACGGUGUCAAACUUCCUUCGGCGUUUGAAAAUGUCCCCCGGCCCGAAUCCACGGACCAAAAGGUCCACGUUCCGGAGAAUGGCUGUGUUGGCCGCUAUCGAGGUCAAUUCUGCCAACAAACGGAACGCAACGAACGUUUCAGAGGACGUGGCCAUCUUGCCAGGAUACAAUGUCACCACCACGGCUAGCGGUGCAGCUAGCAAGACGAGCCACUUUGAGACGGAUUUGCAUGGGAAUGUUAACAUUCUUCUCGGUGGAGCGAUGCUCAGCGGCGUGAUUAUGGUCGUCGCCCUUAUGUGUUACUGUUGCCACAAGAGCAUGCGGAAGAACCGACCGCAAGAGUACCCACAAUACUGGAGGACAGAAUCGGACGUCCACAGCCUCGAAGUGUUCACAACGGAAGCCCACGCUACAUGCUGCGAGAGACAAUCAGCCACGGAAGGACACGUGGACGAGAGUACAUACGGAGCUCCCUCGUGUCCCGUGACCCCCAGCCCUCGACCAGGACCACCACCGACCUACGACAGCCUCAUCUUCGAUCGUAAGAGUCUGCCCGUCAGCAUCGACAAAAAGUUGGACGGUCCUGACACACCUGGUACCAUAAUUCCUUCCAUGGUGUCCACGCUUCUAGGGCUCGCGACUUCGCCUGUGAUAUCCACGGAGUGCAACGAGUCCACGGAGCAAGAAACGUCCGCAGUCGACGAGGGUUUGCCGUCUUACGAGGCAGCUUUAAAGUUGGACGCCAAUGGUUACGUCUAAUCGAAGGCCACGCCUAGCUUCUAAUCAGGGAAGCAGUGAAUUUUACGAUUCUUCGAAUCGAUUACGGUCGAUUCCCUUUGGUGGUUGCGCUCCACGCGUUUCUUACGCUCCGACGAACGGCUGAAACGAUGGAGGAGGGCCGAGGGAGCAGGAACAAUGUUGGGAUUGGUUCUAAUUCUUGACUUCGGUUCUCUGGAGAAGUUAAACGAAGAAAGAGCUUCAUCGACCGAUGCUUCAUCUUCUAUAUUCUAGUCCCUGCUUAACCUUUCGAGGACGGGUGCUUGCAAAUAAGAAAAAAAGAAACUGUUUAGGCAAAUGAAUUGGAGUUCUGUAUAGGAAAAUGGUGAAAAUAGAGCUUUCCUUGGGAGAACACAACCACAUUUAAAAAAAAAAAAAAAGAA
Messenger RNA from Hylaeus anthracinus, 1644 nucleotides. RefSeq lists its product as uncharacterized. The coding region runs from base 515 to 1243 and encodes 242 amino acids. Lineage: Eukaryota; Metazoa; Arthropoda; Insecta; Hymenoptera; Colletidae. The transcript is spliced from 5 exons. The record is from RefSeq and is a predicted model, not a curated record.